Messenger RNA from Neoarthrinium moseri, 279 nucleotides. RefSeq lists its product as uncharacterized. NCBI's taxonomy places the organism in Eukaryota, Fungi, Ascomycota, Sordariomycetes, Amphisphaeriales, Apiosporaceae. The coding region runs from base 1 to 279 and encodes 92 amino acids. The record is from RefSeq and is a predicted model, not a curated record. The transcript has a single exon.
AUGGCUACCUCGGUCAGGGAUGCGAAUGGAAAUGAUAUCAACGGCGGAGGACAAUUCGGGUGGUUCCUGAAGAUCGGCGCCACACCAGAGGCCGUGGCCGUCUUGAACGACCAGCCAUACCUCUUCACCAUUCUACUCGUUGUGCUGGUCCUCGUCGCGCUGCAAAUCACGCUGCACUGGUACAUCCAUUACGCAACCAUGAAGCCCGAGCAGAAGAAGAAAAAGAAGAAGGACGACAAGAAGGCGGCACCUGGCGGCAAACCACCGGCGCAAAGAUAG